AUGAUCUCGACCAUUCCUCCCCCUCGUCCUAUCUCUGUCAACUCGCUGGAGAGAAUUCCAGUAAUCCCUACCCUUCCAUACUCCAAGGAAGCAAGCCGAAGUGCCAGCGCCGGAUUUGAGAUCCACGAUGACCCGAUUCCUUCCACCACUGAACCUGGUCAGCCGGACUGCCAGACUACAACUUUUACGGCGGCGGAAUUGCAGGUAAAGUCGAUUGGGCCCCAGCCGUAUCGGUCCGGGGUGCGCUUCCAUGAUCUCCCGGCCGAAGUUCACGAGGCCAUUCUUGACCAUCUGUUCGGGGAACGUGUUUCGGCGCUUACAAUGGGGGCUCCUGGGAAGUCUGCCCGUAAUUGGAGCAGGUGUCUACGACAUCCCAGGAGAAAGGUGCUCUCCGAUCUUGCCCUUAUAUCGCCAGUGUGGAGGGUUCUGGUGCAAGAUCGAAUCUACAGACAUAUCAAGAUCAAGGGCACCACGGAUGAAUUGGCGGAGAGCGCAAGUUGGUUCAGUGCACAUCCCCAUCUGGCCAAGUAUGUCCGUCAGGUCGAGGUCUGGGUACCGGUCUGGGGCAACCGGGCAGCCCGGAGUGUGACCGUCUAUCAGCCGCGCCGGCGUUUCCAUGACGAGCACAUAGCCGUGAUGGAUGUGACAGCUCUUCUGCAUGCCACAAUGACGUGGGAGAAUCCUGAUACCUUUCACCCGCGAGGCCACACCUUCUACCUGUCCAGUCACAAUGCCACCCUGGAGGACAUUUUCCACCAUGUAAAGGCGUGCUUUCCCGAGGCGCGGAUUCUCACCCUUGAAGGGGGCCAUUGCAAGAAGCCGCCUAUGAUUCGUCAUUUUAGGAACGAUCCAUACGGGCUGGCUGGAAAGGAGUGCUUUCCGGUGUUGCCGAACAUACAGAUCUUUGUUAUGCGAGGAGCGUGGAAUAUCAUGCGAGACUACCAACACUGGCGCAACCUGUCUCAGGCGUUGCCGGGUUUGCAAGAGUGGCACUGUGCAUACGCGAAACCGAAGAUCGAAGGCUACGACACCAUCGCCAAGAUUCUGGUCAAUCCGCCGCCCUCACUACUUCAUCUCAACAUCAGCCUGGAAGGCUUUUCGAACAAGGAAAACACGCACUCUUCCUGGUUCAGCGAUGGGGCGCAACCGCCACACCUGUGUCGUCUGUUGGGAGAACUCGCCCCCAGACUCAUGUCAUUGACCUUUACAGGCAAGGUCUGCGCAUGUUUUUUCCAGGCAACCAGCAACACGUCGCCGCCUUGGCCGAAAACGUCAAAUCUCCGAUACCUAGACCUGGCAGUCAAGACAUGCUGCCGUGAAAAGAAGGCGGGUUCGGUCUUUCCAUUCUUUGAGGACUUUUCCGGCAUCGGGAACAUGAACUUCAUCCGCUCGUUCGAGAAGCUGGUUGUGGGGGCGGUCCAGAGCCUCGGAGUCCAUCCGUCGUUGAAUCAGAUUCGCAUCCGGUUCAUCGAUCUCGACUCGGCCUGUCCCCUGCUGAAUCCGUACUUUCAGCUUUCGGGGAAUUUAUGUACCGGCCUCUGGAGCGACCGGAUUCUGUAUGCCUUGAAUGAGUUCCGCCCGCAGGCACGGUUCGUCGAGCUCCGAGACGGCAUCUACCCGCAGUACGGGCCAAACUCGCAGAUCGUCGGGGCCGUUCUGCCGCGCGCGCGGCCCUUGAGUAUACAUGCCUGCGCGUACAGGAUCAUCGCGGAUGCGGGGAAGCCUUGA
Molecule: messenger RNA, 1728 nt
Organism: Aspergillus lentulus
Lineage: Eukaryota; Fungi; Ascomycota; Eurotiomycetes; Eurotiales; Aspergillaceae
Source: RefSeq, a predicted model, not a curated record